Molecule: messenger RNA, 3297 nt
Organism: Scleropages formosus (Asian bonytongue)
Lineage: Eukaryota; Metazoa; Chordata; Actinopteri; Osteoglossiformes; Osteoglossidae
Product: metabotropic glutamate receptor 2-like
Exons: 6
Coding region: 439-3093 (884 amino acids)
Biological process (GO): G protein-coupled receptor signaling pathway
Cellular component (GO): membrane
Molecular function (GO): G protein-coupled receptor activity
Source: RefSeq, a predicted model, not a curated record
GCUUGAGACGUGCGUGCGGAGAAGCCUUUGGUGGCAUCUUCCCAGAAUAUCGCAGCAGUUCGAACAGAACGGCUGUUUUGGACUCUACCGCAGAGUGGGUUAAAAAAAAAAGUGUGAGCCGGGGGAGGAAAAAGAUAAGAGCGGAUCGCACGAGAGCAUCCCAAGGAAUCCGCGCGCUCCGGAGUCCGAGCGCCUUCAGCACCACGGACAGGUACCACCUGCGCGGCCAAACUUCGCCCGGCGCCACCGGCCGGGGGGCCAAACGGGACUCCAGGCUCCGGCACCGAGAGCGGCAUCGCACGAAACAGAUCUCGACAACUGCAAUGAAAAUGUUUUUGAAGUUGGAGGAGGAUUUGAAGAUGAUCAAAAUGAAGAGUGUUUAGAACCCGACCAUCUUUUACCUGACGCAUCCAGCAGUAGAAUUGACCCAGUUUGCUCAUGUACAAGAUGAGUUUGCGGUUCCAGCUCCAUGGGGGACCUCUGUGCCUCCUCACACUGCUCCUCCUCCUUGUGCUGGUCCCAGAGGCGCUGCCUACUUCCAGCUACAACACCGGGACCAAGCGAGAAAUCAUAGUGGACGGGGACCUCGUGAUUGGGGGCCUCUUCCCCGUGCACCACAAGGGCGAGGGCACUGAGGACUGCGGCACCAUCAACGAACAGCGCGGCAUCCAGCGACUGGAGGCCAUGCUGCUGGCGCUGGACGAGAUCAACGGCGAUGACCGCAUCCUUCCAGGCCUCAAGCUGGGCGCACACAUCCUGGACACCUGCUCCAAGGACACAUACGCGCUGGAGCAGUCGUUGGAGUUUGUCCGCGCCUCUCUCACCAAGGUGGACGAGACCGAGUACAUCUGCCCCGAUGGAUCCUACGCCAUCCACGAUGACCUUCCGCUGGCCAUUUCUGGUGUCAUCGGCGGAUCCUACAGCGACGUCUCCAUCCAGGUGGCCAACCUGCUCCGACUCUUUCAGAUCCCCCAAAUCAGCUACGCCUCCACCAGUGCCAAGCUCAGCGACAAGACGCGCUAUGACUACUUUGCCCGCACUGUCCCGCCAGACUUUUACCAAGCCAAAGCUAUGGCUGAGAUCCUCCGCUACUUCAACUGGACCUACGUGUCCACGGUGGCGUCCGAGGGGGACUACGGCGAGACGGGCAUCGACGCCUUCCAACAAGAGGCCCGCGCCCGGCAGAUCUGCAUCGCCACGUCGGCCAAGGUGAGCCGCUCCAUGAGUCGCUGGAGCUACGACGGUGUCAUCCGCUCACUGCAGCAGAAGUCCAACGCCAAGGUGGUCAUCCUGUUCACGCGCAGCGAGGACGCACGCGAGUUGUUGGUGGCUGCCGCCCGCAUGAAUGUCACCUUCAUCUGGGUGGCCAGCGAUGGCUGGGGCGCGCAGGAGAGCGUGGUGCGGGGCAGCGAGCACGUGGCUGACGGGGCCUUCACCAUCGAGCUGGCGUCAUACCCCAUCAAGGAGUUUGCUGACUACUUCACCGGACUGAACCCCUACAACAACACACGCAACCCCUGGUUCCGGGAGUUCUGGGAGCACCGUUUCCAGUGCAGCCUCCACGAGCUCAGCUGUGGCCAGUACUCGUUGCGCGACGGCAAGUUCGAGCAGGAGUCCAAGAUCAUGUUUGUGGUCAACGCCGUCUAUGCCAUGGCCCAUGCCCUGCACAACAUGAGGCAGUCCGUGUGCCCCAACUCCACCAAACUCUGUGACGUCAUGAAACCGGGGAAUGGGAAAAAGUUCUACAAGGAUUAUAUCCUGAAAACCAAGUUUGACGCCCCGUUUCGUCCGGCCGACACGGAGAACGUCGUCCGCUUCGAUGCGUACGGCGACAGUCUUGGCCGCUACAACAUCUUCCAUUACCACAAAGAGAAUGGCAAAUAUAUCUACAGGAAAGUGGGAUACUGGGCGCAGGGCCUGGUGCUCAACACGAGCCUCAUCCCUUGGGACCCACAGGUCCCGCCCACCUCCCAGUGUAGUGACCCCUGCAGGAAGAAUGAGGUGAAGAGCAUGCAGCCCGGGGAUGUGUGCUGCUGGAUCUGCAUCCCCUGCCAGCCCUACCAGUACCUGCUAGACGAGUUCACGUGCAUGGACUGCGGCUUCGGCCAGUGGCCUUCGGAGAACCUGACGGGCUGCUUCGACCUGCCUGAGGAGUACAUCCACUGGGAGGACGCCUGGGCCAUCGGUCCCGUCACCAUCGCCUGCCUGGGCAUGCUCUGCACGCUCUUUGUCGUCGGCCUGUUCGUGAAGCACAAUGACACGCCGGUGGUGAAGGCCAGCGGGCGGGAGCUCUCCUACAUCCUGCUCAUGGGCGUGCUCAUGUGCUACAGCAUGACCUUCGUGUACAUCGCCAAGCCCUCGGCGGCUGUGUGCACGCUGCGGCGACUGGGCCUGGGAACCUCCUUUUCCGUGUGUUACUCUGCUCUGCUGACCAAGACCAACCGCAUCGCUCGCAUCUUCAAUGGCGUGAAGGAUGGUGCGCAGCGGCCUCGCUUCAUCAGCCCCACUUCGCAGGUGGUCAUCUGCAUGGCUCUCAUCUCCUGCCAGCUGGUUGUAGUGGUGGUCUGGCUGCUGGUGGAGGCGCCCGGGGUGCGCAAGGAGGUCAGCCCCGAGAGACGGGAUGUGGUCACCCUCAAGUGCAACAGCAAGGACUCCAGCAUGCUCGUGUCCCUCACCUACAACUGCGUGCUCAUAGUCCUCUGCACUGUCUACGCCUUCAAGACCCGGAAGUGCCCCGAGAACUUCAACGAGGCCAAGUUCAUCGGCUUCACCAUGUACACCACGUGCAUCAUCUGGCUUGCCUUCCAACCCAUAUUCUACGUCACUGCCAGCGAUUACAGGGUGCAGACCACCACCAUGUGUAUCUCGGUAAGCCUGAGCGGCUCUGUGGUGCUGGGCUGCCUGUUUGCCCCCAAGAUCCACAUCAUCCUGUUCCAGCCGCAGAAGAACGUGACCACGCUAAGGGUGGCCACCACCCGCUUCAGUGUGACCACGGGUCCCGGCUCCAGCUUCUCGCAAACUUCGGCUUCCAACUUCGUGCCAACGGUGUGCAACGGCCGGGAGGUGGUGGACUCCACGACCUCCUCCUUGUGAGGGAGCGGGACCAGGGCCCUUCUGCCAGACAGUCGCUAGUCCAGGAACCGGAGUCAAGUGUUGCACAUAUACGGGAGCGGUUCCGAUUUUGUCGUCAUCUAAGUGCUGUGAGUUCAAUGUCCCAAUUCUGUUUCAUCUUAACUCUGACUGGUAGCUAUGAAGAAAUGAAAUAAAACUUAAAAAAAAAAAAAAAAAAACUACAGA